Molecule: messenger RNA, 2285 nt
Organism: Arabidopsis lyrata subsp. lyrata
Lineage: Eukaryota; Viridiplantae; Streptophyta; Magnoliopsida; Brassicales; Brassicaceae
Product: protein qua-1
Exons: 1
Coding region: 42-2210 (722 amino acids)
Source: RefSeq, a predicted model, not a curated record
AUUUUUAAGACAAAACCCAAAAAACACACAAAAAAAGAAAAAUGGGGAAGCCGACGUCGCAAAACAAUAGCUCUAUAAACCAUUUCAGCCACCCACACCGCCUUCAAUUAUCCCAGGCGACGUCAUCACCACCGUGCUCCGCCUGCAAACUCGCCGGAGGCAACGGCCGUGUUUACUCAUGUAGGCCAUGCAACUUCUCUCUCCAUGAGUCGUGUAGCAAGAUGAAGCAGGUAAUAACACAUCCGUCUCACCCUUCUCAUACGCUUAGUCUCCUUGUGGCUCCUAUCUAUGACGGUGGAUACUUCAACUGUGAUGGUUGUGGCGUCCACGGGACGGGUUUUAGCUACCAAUGCUCUCUAUGCGACUACGACAUCCACGCGCUUUGUGCUUACAAGCCGCUCUCUAUCAUCCACAAUUCUCAUCCGCAACACAACCUUAAACUCGUGUUUCAAUCUCCCUAUGGAGCCAAUAAAGGUUUCUCUUGCGACAUCUGCCUUAAGAUCGGGAAGAACCAGUGGCUCUAUCGAUGUAUCCCCUGCGAAUUCGACGCUCAUGUCGGUUGCAUCACUGCUCCUCACCUCCUUCAACAUAGUACUUCUGCACCUAAUCCUCAUACUCAUCAUGCCGGUCACCCUCAACAUCAAAACUCGCUUCCUAUGCCUAAUCAAGGCAGUAACAGGCCCAGACCCAUGCCUACGACAAGGCCCAAUAGGCCCAUCGGUAAUCCCAAUAGGCCUAUAGCUCAAAACGCGUCUGCCUAUGAACCAAGAAGACAGAACAACAACAACAACAACUUGGCUUAUAAUGCUCAGGUUGGGCCUAUUGGACCGAAUGAACUUAUUGGUCAAGGAUCAAUGGAUGGUAGUGGCUACGAUGGUAGUGCAGGGAAUGAAGAAUUUGACGUUGAAGUUGAUGUUGAUGUUGAUAUUGAUGUCGAUGUCGAGGUUGAAUACGAAGGUGAUGUGAAUCUUGAAGAGGGUAACGACGAAGGAGAACAAGUUGAUGGUAACGGGAUUGAAUUUGUGGCUUGUGGUGAUAAUUUAAGUGUUGCAUAUAGCGAGAGUGAUUUUGGAGGCAGUAGUGAUGCUCGUAGCCAAUGUAAUGAUUUGUCUGAUGCUGAUCUCUAUCCACCAUCUCUGGAUAACACACAAGGACCAGGACCGGUUCGUAUGAAACAAGGCUCGGGUGGUGGGAGGAAGAAAAACAGGAACCCGAAUGGUCAGGCUGCUCGGUCUAAGAAUAUAGUUGGUAAUAGCCCACGUGCUAGGCUUCAAGGAUCCAAGAGUCCAAUACAAAGCCCUAGAGGAUCUCAAAAUAGAAGUGUGCAAAAUGUUCGUAACAAUGCAACAAGAGGUCGUGGUGGAGCUGUGAGUGUAAGAGUUAAUAGGCCUCGUGACCCUUCUGCAUUUAUUGCACCUCAAGGAUUUAAUGGGCCUAGUGGUGGGCCGUCCAAUGCAGUAGAUAAUGGUGGCAACAAUGAUAACUACAACGAAGUUUAUGGCGUUGACGUGUAUGUUGGUGAAGAUAAUGUUGGUUACGAAGAGAGUUAUGGUGAUGAUUUUGCUGGUGGUGAUGGUGAUUGUGAUUUUGAAGUUGGAGGUGACUUCGGCGAUGAUGGCUAUGAUCAAGGUUAUGAUGAGAAUUAUGGUGAAAACGAUUUCGAAAGCUAUAGCGACAUCACUGGAGGAAGUGAGUCUAUGUAUGAUGAGGGUGAAUCUUAUGGGACUAUGGAUAAUUCACAAUAUAGUGGUUUAAAUGAAGAGCCCAAUAACCAGUAUGCACCUAUGGUUGGGCCGGUUGGUGGACCAGGAACGAAUAACCAGAACCAAUACGGUCAAAAUGGUAGGCAAAGGAAUAUGGGCAUGUAUCGACGAGGUGGUACAAACAUGAACAGGUAUGGAAACGUGAACCAAGGUGCAAAUAGGUAUCAGCCGAGAACUAUGGGUCGACCCGUCCAAUAUAGACCCAAUGGACGACCUAACAUGGCGAAUGGUGGACCCAAUGGACCUACUGGACUUGGCAACCCAAUGUUGAUGAAUACAAUGGUGCGAGGUUUGUGCCAAGGCUUUGCGAUGAACAUGCUCAUUGGUGGUGGCGGUGAUGCUAAUGGUGGAGUGGGUGACGGUAGUGGAGGAGACUUGUUUGGUGGUGGAGUGGGUGACAGUGGUGGAGGAGACUUGUUUGGUGGUGAAGCAGGAUCACUAUUCUAAAAGAGGUGAAAAUGGAAUUGGAUAUUACGAAAUUGAAAAAUAUUUUUAUUUCAUUAAGUACUGUUUGAAUUUAUA